Messenger RNA from Zalophus californianus (California sea lion), 1521 nucleotides. It is a transcript of the gene UBE2F, whose product is annotated as ubiquitin conjugating enzyme E2 F (putative). Gene Ontology annotation, cellular component: nucleus. The record is from RefSeq and is a predicted model, not a curated record. Gene Ontology annotation, biological process: protein neddylation. Gene Ontology annotation, molecular function: NEDD8 transferase activity. The transcript has 11 exons. Bases 174 to 809 code for a protein of 211 amino acids. Lineage: Eukaryota; Metazoa; Chordata; Mammalia; Carnivora; Otariidae.
GGCCGCCGCGGGCGAGAGCGGACGAGUCCCCGCCCCGCCACUUCCGGUCCCGCCGCCCGGAGCCGGUGCGGCUGUGAGGGGCCGUGUGUCGCCGCCGCGGGCCGGCCGGGCAUGGUGUUGGGUGCCGGGCCCGCCUCGCCUGUCUCGGGGUGCCCAGGGUAAAGGUAGCAGUAAUGCUGACGUUGGCAAGCAAACUGAAGCGGGAGGACGGUCUCAAAGGGUCCCGGAUGUCAGCCACGGCCUCCGACUCCACUCGGAGGGUAUCUGUGAGAGACAGGCUGCUUGUUAAAGAAGUUGCGGAGCUUGAAGCUAAUUUACCAUGUACAUGUAAGGUGCAUUUUCCUGAUCCAAACAAGCUUCACUGCUUUCAGCUAACUGUAACCCCAGAUGUAGACACUGAGGACUGCUUGUUCAGACAGGCCUGGAAGGGAAGGAUUUUUUUGUUUUGUUUUGUGUUUUCGAUAGAUGAGGGUUACUACCAGGGUGGAAAAUUUCAGUUUGAAACUGAAGUUCCUGAUGCGUACAACAUGGUGCCUCCCAAAGUGAAAUGCCUGACGAGGAUCUGGCACCCCAACAUCACAGAGACAGGCGAAAUAUGUCUAAGUUUACUGAGAGAACAUUCGAUUGACGGCACCGGCUGGGCUCCCACAAGGACAUUAAAGGAUGUUGUUUGGGGAUUAAACUCUUUGUUUACUGAUCUUUUGAAUUUUGACGAUCCGCUGAAUAUUGAAGCUGCAGAACAUCAUUUGAGGGACAAGGAGGACUUCCGGAAUAAAGUGGAAGACUACAUUAAGCGUUAUGCCAGAUGAUACGAGGAGGAGACGGUGGGGCUGCGGACUGUGUGUUGUAGGCUUGUCUCCAACCUCAACCAAGAGGGAGCCCCCCUCCCCAGUCCUCGCUCCCCUCAGACCCACAGGGUCAUCCACAUCCUGUGACCAUGCUGUCCCGAGGAAGAACCUCUUCACGGCUGCCCAUUGUAGAUGGAGAGUCCCACAUAAAUACAGCAAGAAAAUGUGUUUGGGGUUCUAAAGAGUUGUCUGCUUCCCUUAACAUGUUUACUUUUUGGAAACUGUACUGUAUAGGCUAUUGAUGAGAUUCCUGAGAAGUUGUAAUGAACUCAGAAUUGAGGCUAGCGCUUGCUUCUUCCCCUUUUCCCAAACAAAAUCCUUCCCCGCACAAGUGAUGCUGAUGAUGUGCUCAGUGUAGCUCGCAGAGGAGCGAUAAGAAACCCGCUACAUACUGUGAUUGGAUGCCAAUUCUCUUAUCUCCUCACACGGAUGUUGGCCCUGCCUAGAUGUCGUGAAGCUUCCCAGAAUGCGUAGUCAUUCACUGUAGAUCUCUUACUGAAAUGCGUAUUUUAUUUAAUGUAAGUAUAUUUUGGAACAGAUUUGUAAUUUGUACAAUUUAAUGCUUUAAUUAUUUUUUUCUAUUCUCAUUUAGUUUGUAUUUUCAUUGUAUAGAGCAGACAGAAAGAUGUUGGGUCAAGCAACUAUUGAAGAGAAAUACAAAGAAAACAUGAAA